Molecule: messenger RNA, 1843 nt
Organism: Chiloscyllium plagiosum (whitespotted bambooshark)
Lineage: Eukaryota; Metazoa; Chordata; Chondrichthyes; Orectolobiformes; Hemiscylliidae
Product: rho-related GTP-binding protein RhoB
Biological process (GO): small GTPase-mediated signal transduction
Molecular function (GO): GTPase activity; GTP binding
Source: RefSeq, a predicted model, not a curated record
UAAAGGCGGCGGAGGCGCUGCAGCCUGGAUAUUGUGUGAGCCUCUGAGGAAGGGUGCGGCGUAAGUUUAACGCGGAUUGAGUGGUGCCGGCCGGCUCCUUUCGCCAGUAAAGCCCCAGUGUUGCACCGAGAGCUGCUGUUUGUAGAGAGAGAGGAGGAGGAUGGCUGCUAUCCGCAAGAAGUUGGUGGUUGUCGGGGACGGAGCUUGUGGGAAAACCUGUCUCCUGAUCGUCUUCAGCAAGGACGAGUUCCCGGAGGUCUAUGUGCCCACCGUGUUCGAGAACUACGUGGCGGACAUCGAGGUGGAUGGCAAGCAGGUGGAGCUGGCUCUGUGGGACACGGCCGGCCAGGAGGACUAUGACCGCCUGAGACCCCUGUCUUACCCGGACACCGAUGUCAUCCUGAUGUGCUUCUCGGUGGACAGCCCGGACUCGCUGGAGAACAUCCCCGAGAAGUGGGUGCCCGAGGUCAAGCACUUCUGCCCGAACGUGCCCAUCAUCCUGGUGGCCAACAAGAAGGACCUGCGGAACGACGAGAACGUCCGCAACGAGCUGGCCCGCAUGAAGCAGGAGCCGGUGAGGACCGAGGACGGCCGCGCCAUGGCCGUGCGCAUCGGAGCCUACGAUUACCUGGAGUGCUCGGCCAAGACCAAGGAGGGGGUCCGGGAGGUGUUCGAGACCGCCACCAGAGCAGCCCUGCAGAAGAGAGCCCGGCCCAGCAGCGGCUGUGCGAACUGCUGCUCAGUCUUAUGAUGCUGCCUGUUACACUUUCUCACACACACUCUUCCCCCACCCCCACCGUCUCUCUCUGGGGAAACUGAGCUCUCUGUCUCCGAUAUUUAUCUCUCUCGCCUUGGACAGACCGCAGUCCAGCGGGGGAUGGAGCAACUGGGGAUUGACUGACUGAGGAGGGAGGGGUUUUUUUUUGUUUUGGGGAAUAGGAGGGGGAAACGAUCCUUCCUUUCUCCUGAAGGUUUAGUGGAUCCACUGAGGGGAUAUUUUGAUAAGCUUUCCACAUCACUGGCUGCAGCAGGGACUGGACUGAACUGAACACUCUCCAGGGGAGGGAGGGGUAAGUGCGUGGUGUUGUGGUGGGGUGCAGCCUGGGACUAGACACAUAUUUCGAUGUUUUUUUCUCUUUAAAUUAUCUAAGCAUUAUUUUCUCACCAGCGAGAAAAGAUUAGGACCGUGUUUAAUGCCCUCUCGUCUGCUUUUGGCUGUAUGUGGUAGACGAAAGGAAACAGAAUGGGACAACUUUUUGUCAAAGGUCGGGGGUGGGGAGAUGCUGUCUGUCACUGAUCCUGGCUCCCCUUUUGGGGGGGGGGGGGGUAUCCAGUUGCACCGAGAUUUGAGCACAAGAGCCGCCCCUGCUCGGAGACACACACUGGACACGACCCUUUAGCUUUUUUUAUUUGGGGGUUUCUUUCCCCUCGCCAUCUCUCUACAUCCAAGACUGACUGUUCUCAUCUCCAAACCGUUCGAUGUGACUUUUUUAAAAAAGAAAAUAUUGCUCUGGCAUCACAGACAAAAAAAGUUUAAGGGGCACAUUAAAAAAAAAGCUAUUGUUUUGAGGAGUUGAAAGAUGGAUUUUCUGUGUGCUGACUUCUUUUCUGGUCUGAAAGGAAAAAAGACUACCCUUUUAAAGAGGCUGAAAAGUACAUUUGAUAUUUUUGAUACGUCUCCCAUGUGGGUUACUGAGGUUAAUCAUUGUCUCCGUUUUAAAACAAAAAAUGGACCAGAAACAAAAAUGGCGAAGCUAAGACGUGCGCUUGUUUACAUGAUUCUAGAGUGAAUUGUAAGCUGUAAACUCAUUUUCACAAAAGUAUUAAAUAUAAUCGGACCGCG